Molecule: messenger RNA, 852 nt
Organism: Heteronotia binoei (common prickly gecko)
Lineage: Eukaryota; Metazoa; Chordata; Lepidosauria; Squamata; Gekkonidae
Gene: SPATA24
Product: spermatogenesis associated 24
Exons: 6
Coding region: 41-583 (180 amino acids)
Cellular component (GO): nucleus; cytoplasm
Molecular function (GO): DNA binding
Source: RefSeq, a predicted model, not a curated record
GUCUUCCAAGGCGCUGGAGCUGGUGCCUGCCUGAGGCAGAAUGGCGUCGCUGGUGGCUUUCCGGCAGUUGCGAGAUGUGGUCGCGGCCCAGGAGAUGUUGGUGGAGAAGCUGAGGCGGCAGAUUGCGGUACUGGAGGAGAAUUCUGUCAGCAGGGUGGAAUAUGAGGCCAUUGUGAAGAAGCUAGAGAAGGAAGAGAAAGAACACGCAGAGACCAAGAGUUAUCUGGCUAAGAAAUCUGAACAGCUGGAGUUUGCCCUUGGGGAGAUUGAUAUUCUGUCGAAGCAACUUGAGAGGGAGAAACAAGCAUUUGAAAAUGCACUUUCCAAUGUGAAAAACAGAGUGUUAAAGGAAUCAAUCCAAAAAGACAAGCUGAAAAUCAAAUGUACUGAAAUUGAGAGCCAUAUUCAGAAACAGGAAGACAUUGUAAAUUCUAAAGACAAUGAGAUAAAGGAGCUGCAACACUUUGUCAACAAACAAAAGCAAACUCUAAAAAAACAAGCAUCUGACUUCAAAAUACAGAAACAACAGGAAUAUUAUAUAGCAAAAGUUCUUGGGGGGAAAACCAAGAAGAGCGUUAAUUAACUACAGCAGCAUUCCCUUGUAAGUCAUUUGUAAAGGUCAAAGGUGAUCCAUCUAUACGCCAAACUCUAUAAUUUAGUAACUCAAGUUUUGGAUCUUUCUGCAAAUAAUUUAAAAAUCAUUCCUAAUACAGGAUCCUGUGUUGUAAUCUGUCAGAUGCCAGUUUGGUGUGCCUCUGAAAAUGAAAGAGAAGGCCUGAAACACAUGUAACUGUUGUUAACAUCAAGUGGAAUCUGUACACUAAAACUUACAAAUAAAUAAUUUUAAGCUAA